AUGGGUCUAAGAGUAGAUCUAGUGCUGGAGCUGCAGGUGGGAGAGCACCUCUACUUUAACGCAGAUGGUUUGAGUAGACCUGGCUCUUUGUUCGCCUUUUGUCGGGGGCGCGCCUACGUGCUCGCGCUCUUUAUUGUACAGGUGUGUUUGGCUCAACCCACGCUGCAGCAGCAGCAGAAGGAUGACAUGAGUGAUGCAGGAGAGAGCAGAGUUAACAUGGAGGAAUUUUUCAAAACGGUGGGGGAGGUGAGAAGCCUCAUUGAAAAACUUUCCUGUCAAGCAGAGGAGGUAGGAAGAAGACAUGGUGCCAUCCUCUCUGCUUCAAACCAAGACAAGAGAUACAAAGAUGAGCUGAAGCUGCUGAACAAUGAGGCAAAGAAGAAUGCCAGCUUGGUCCAAGCUAAGUUAAAAGCAAUGCAGGUUAACUCGCCUGUAGAUGACAACUGCAUAGGUACCUCAGUGAUCCAGCGUAUUCAGAGGAACCAGCACUCACACCUGACUCGGUGGUUUGCUGAAGUCAUGAGGGGCUACCAUAAUUCACAGAUCUCCUUCAGAGACAAAUGCAAAGCGCAAAUUCAGAGACAACUGGAGAUUGUGGAUAAAGUGACCACAGAUGACGAAUUAGAGGAGAUGCUGAUCUGUGACAAUAUUGCCAUCUUCAUAUCUGAUAUCAACGCUGAUGCUCAGACUUCAAGUCAGGCUCUGAGUGAGAUCGAGUGCCGUCAUCAGGACAUCAUCUGCCUCGAGGCCAGCAUCAAAGAGCUGCAUGAGAUUUUUGUUGACACCGCCAUGCUGUUGGAGAAUCAAGGGGAGUUGAUCAACAACAUAGAAAAGAAUGUGACGAGUGCUGCAGAGUUUGUAGACAUGUCCAAAGCAGAAACCAACAAAGCAGUCGCGUACAAGAAAAACCCACACAAGAUAGCAUCUCUCCCAAGCUUCUUCAAACCCUUCAAGAGGCGAACAACUGCUAAAACUGGUAGUGAUCAAAACACCUCAGACUUAAACCAUGACUGA
This is a messenger RNA of Scomber scombrus (Atlantic mackerel), 1014 nucleotides long. RefSeq names its product syntaxin-2-like. The record is from RefSeq and is a predicted model, not a curated record. Bases 1 to 1014 code for a protein of 337 amino acids. Gene Ontology annotation, molecular function: SNARE binding; SNAP receptor activity. The transcript has 10 exons. Gene Ontology annotation, biological process: exocytosis; intracellular protein transport; synaptic vesicle fusion to presynaptic active zone membrane. Gene Ontology annotation, cellular component: SNARE complex; synaptic vesicle; plasma membrane. Lineage: Eukaryota; Metazoa; Chordata; Actinopteri; Scombriformes; Scombridae.